GGCCGUUCAAAUAGAAGUCCAUUAAUUACGAAAUCAUUCCGCCGCUUUCUUGUAGGCUUUCAGUAUACCCUGCUACAAUCAUUCAAAUGUAAAUUUGAAUUCUUGGCUAUUUUGUCCAAAUUAAUUGCAGUAGUUCAAACGUACCAGCCUACCGGUUAGUUACAAGGUCAAAAGCUCGACUUGUCCACGAGAUGGUCCUUUAUUAACCUGACGAUUACUAGUAAAUAGUAAUUGGCUAAUUUGCUACACAAUUAAAGGAAUUCUAUUAGUUAUGGCAGAGUAUUUAAAAGAUUUUCCCAGUGGUCCCUUAGAUCAAUAUAGGAAAAGGGCCUCUUUCGAUUGGAAAAAGCUGAAACUGUAUCUUUAUUCCGAGGAGAUUUUACAAUAUCAGCAUAAUGCCUAUCAAGAGUUCCUGCGACAUCCUAUUUUUUACUCGGAAUCGUACCAAACCAGGCCGCUAGAUGAGCAAAGAAAAAUCGCCGCGAAGCAAACGAUGAUCCUAAACAAUAUGGAAUCGUUAUCGGUCGCCAACGCCUUUGCGAAUUCCCACUUUCCGAUAAUCAAGAUUAAAUUACUGAUGCAUCUGAAUCCGUCGACUGCCGUGAAAAAUUCAAUCUCCUUCGCCAUGUUUCCGAGUGUAGUCCAGAGUUUAGGUACGGAAAGGCACAAUCACUAUUUGAAAGCCUCAUUGGGAGGUGAUAUUAUCGGAGCGUACUGUCUGACCGAAUUCGGUCAUGGUAGCAAUGCUAAGAGUAUCCAAACGGUUGCCACUUAUGACAGAGAUACAAAGGAGUUUAUUCUUAAUUCGCCGUGCUUUGAGGCAGCAAAAUGUUGGGCGGGAAACUUAGGUCAAACUGCUACCCAUACGGUUGUUUACGCCCAACUAAUAACUCCCGAUGGAGUUAACCAUUCCUUACACCCAUUUCUAGUCAAUGUACGCGAUCCUAACACAUACCUCCCAUAUCCGGGAGUGAUUGUCGGGGAUAUGGGAGAAAAAAUUGGGUUAAAUGGCGUCGACAAUGGAUUUGUUAUGUUUAACAAUUAUCGUAUACCGAGGACCCAGUUGUUAAAUAAGACGGCGGAUGUUGCUGAAGACGGGACGUAUGUGGCUAGAUUGCGGGAUCCUAGUAAGCGGUAUGGUGCUUCGUUGGGCGCGUUGUCGGUUGGGAGAGUGAUGAUUGUUGGGAUUUGCGCGGCGUACGCCUCGCAAGCGCUUACCAUCGCAAUUCGUUAUGCUGCCAUUAGGAAACAGUUCGGGCCGGAAGGGGAAGAGGAGAUUUCGAUACUGGAGUAUCAAAGUCAUCAACAUCGUUUAAUUCCCUACUUGUCUGUGGCAUACGUCUUGGACCUUUUUUCGAACUACCUCGGAGCUGUACAAAUCGAGUUUAUUACAGAAGCCAUGACUGGUAAUGACAAUACGGCCGACUUGGGUUUAGAAUUACACGCGAUAUCAUCCAGUGGGAAACCGCUGGCGGGUUGGUUGGUGCGUGAUGCUGUUCAGGAAUGUCGGGAGGCCUGUGCUGGCCACGGGUAUCUCAAAGCUUCUGGAUUAGGCGAUCUUAGAAACAAUAAUGACGCUAACUGCACAUAUGAGGGGGAGAAUCAUAUUUUGAUUCAACAAACGAGUAAUUGGCUACUAAAGUUCUGGCCCGCAGUUAUGAAGGGAGAAAAAAUUGAUUUUCCUUUAAAGUCUGUGAAUUUUUUAACUAACGCACAAGAAAUUCUAAGGAGAAAAUUUAACUUCAAUUCGUUUGAAGAUGUUAUGGAACCAAAAAAUAUUCUAGAUAUGUACCAGUGGCUUGUGUGCUUCCUUUUGAGGGCUUCCUUCGAGAAAUAUGAAACUUUAACUAAGGUUGAAAAAUUAGAUCCAUUUUGGGCCAAAAACGAAUCCCAAGUGUUUUACCUUAAGAAUUUGGCAAUUGUGUAUAUUCAGCACUUUAUAAUUCAACGGGUAUAUCUCACUGUCUUAAACGCGCAAGACGCAAACAUCAAGAAUAUUUUGACCAAAAUUGUAUCUUUGUACGGAGUAUGGACGUUGGAAAAAUAUUUGACGAUCUUUUACCAGGGAGGAUACGCCUCGGACUCGAGAUUAAUCAAUUUUAUACAGACCGCCAUUUUAACUUUAUGUAAAGAUUUAAAGGACGACGCCGUCGCUUUGGUCGACGUGAUCGCGCCCCCUGACUUUUUGAUUAAGUCAGUUUUGGGUCAGUCGGAUGGAAUGGUAUACAAGCACUUGCAAAACGCCAUGUUCGAAACUCCGGGCGCCAUGUCCAGAGUGAACUGGUGGAAAGACAUUAAGAGUUGGAAAUCGAAGCUUUAAGUUUUUUUUAAUUUACAAUGGAUACAUCACAUUAAUUUUAUUGUUGGCUUUUUAUAAUUCUAUAUUUUCAUAUUAUUAAUAUACACAAUGUUCACCAUCACAAA
Molecule: messenger RNA, 2424 nt
Organism: Photinus pyralis (common eastern firefly)
Lineage: Eukaryota; Metazoa; Arthropoda; Insecta; Coleoptera; Lampyridae
Product: peroxisomal acyl-coenzyme A oxidase 3-like
Exons: 10
Coding region: 272-2320 (682 amino acids)
Biological process (GO): lipid homeostasis; fatty acid beta-oxidation using acyl-CoA oxidase
Cellular component (GO): peroxisome
Molecular function (GO): fatty acid binding; pristanoyl-CoA oxidase activity; FAD binding
Source: RefSeq, a predicted model, not a curated record